CUCUCUCGCUGACGCCCGAAAAGUCUUCAAUUGCAACUGGGCUUUGUGACUGUCUGUCUAUUCAUUCACAAACUUGCAAAUUCCCGCAUAGAUAUUCUGUUUUUUCAGUUGUUGUAUCUUCAUCGACUUCUGCAAGAGGGUGUCAAAGAUUCACUGAGACGGAGCAAGAUUUUGAAAUGCAGGAAUUCAAGACCGUGAAGAAGAAAAAGAUGUCGAUUUUUUGCCACUGAUAACUCUGUCAAAUAUCUUCUUUUGAUAAGCCAGGCCAGCGGCAGGCAAUCCCACUUGUGUUUCUUUCUCAUUCAGCGCCUCUUCAAGAAAAUAAUGUCCAUGCCAUCAUCGGCGCUCGUUGCCAUAAUCCCUUCUGUUGCCACGCUUAAGAUUCGAUCUAAAAUGCUUUCUUUCUGGUUUGCGCUCGCCACUCGCCCUCCUGGCCUAGACCCUUAAAUUUUUCACUUCCAUACACACGCACAAAUUCCUUGUCUUUACAAUUUGUAUGUGUAGAAGACUUGCAAUUUAUGCUGGGCAAGUUUUCAAGAUUUAGAUUUUCUUCACACUCGUAAAAAUUCAACUUUAAUUUCACACGCUCAAUCACAUGCACAAGCACCUUUGGUCAGUAGCCAAGAUGCCCUGUUUUAAUUUCUUGGAAUAGUUUUGAGGGUGGUUUUACACAUGCGUAAUCUGUUUUCAGUUGAACACUUUGUGCUGAUCUUUCUGAAACAUAUGCAAACAACUAUCUUAAGAAAUUUUUUGUCUUGAGAUACAGAUCACAUUUUCAGUUGUGUCCUGAUUUUUAAGUUACACUAAUAAGCAUUUUACAUAUAUGCAUAACGGUUGGAUUGAGAGUCUGAUGAGUAUGUAUUGUGAGAAUCAGUCGUCCCGGAAUUCAAUGCCCGUUAAACACUCAUUGGUAUUGGAUGGUGACAAGGGAGAGUUAGUGAAGGCUUCAGAGAGAAUGGGCAAGAAAAUUGGCGUUCCAGAGACAAAGACGAUAGCUGCUUUGAAGAGCCAUAGUGAGGCCGAGAGGAGAAGGAGAGAGAGAAUCAAUGCACAUUUGGUGACUCUUCGAGGUCUUGUACCAAACAAUGAAAAGAUGGACAAAGCUACAUUACUGGCUGAAGUCAUCUGCCAAGUAAAGCAAUUGAGGGCAGCUGCAAGACAAGCCAGUGAAGGUUUGCACAUCCCAAUGGAUGCUGAUGAAGUACAAGUUGAAAUACUCGAGCACAAUGGUGGUGAUGGUUCUCUCUUGUUGAGGGCUUCACUUUGCUGUGACUACAGGCCUGAUCUCUUGUCUGAUAUAAGGCAAGCAAUCAAUGAUCUUCAUAUACAAGUUUUGAAAAGUGAGAUUUCUACCUUGGGAGGCAGGGUGAAGACUGUAUUCUUAGUCACUACCGGUGAAGGGGACAACGGCUAUGCCGCACAAUUGGAAGUUCUCGUGAGUUCGGUUCGUGCAGCUUUGAGUAAAAUUCUUGAUAAAGUCUCUGCAUCAACAGAGUAUGCUCAAGAACUAUUUUCUCCUCGGAAAAGGCAACGAGUUUCUUAAUUUUUAUUGGGAAAUGAUGCAUGCGAAAGUAGACGGCUCCAGAGUCUUCUUUGUUCAUGUGGCAGCCAGCAAGGUUGAUUUUCGUGUAUUUUCUCCGUGAAGAAUGCGUUUUUUCAUUGUUUUUAUGGAACUAUUCUUUGCGGUCAUCUGCUUGUGAGCUCCAAAUUUACAGAAAGGGGCAUGUAUUUACAGUGGUUAUGAAACUUGUUUGAUGUAUCCGUAGAUGAGCGGUAAUUAUUGCUGCUGUGGUCGGAGAUGGUAGCUUUCUAGUUAUAUGCAAUGGAGCUGCCCAUGUUAGCUUUUCUUCUGUAAUACUGUAAUAAAAGCUGAAACGCCGAUGAUUUAGAUUUUUG
This is a messenger RNA of Sesamum indicum (sesame), 1896 nucleotides long. RefSeq names its product transcription factor bHLH30. Gene Ontology annotation, biological process: regulation of DNA-templated transcription. Gene Ontology annotation, molecular function: protein dimerization activity; DNA-binding transcription factor activity. The record is from RefSeq and is a predicted model, not a curated record. Lineage: Eukaryota; Viridiplantae; Streptophyta; Magnoliopsida; Lamiales; Pedaliaceae.